UGCGGAGAAAGCGAGAGAGAAAAGGCGAAGCAUCACUUUAACUUCAUUCAACUUUAUCCAACGAACACUGGAACUCCAGCCGGACGUAUUCUAAAACACACUCAGGAUUUACUAUCAUUUGAACGAACGAGGGGUUUUGCAAAGGUUUUUUGUGUUGGGGUCCCGUUUGACCAUGGAUUCAGUCGCACCUGGGAAAAAAAGGGUGAGUUCAGAGCGAAGGAAGGAGAAAUCCAGAGAUGCGGCGCGUUGUCGGAGAGGAAAAGAGUCAGAGGUGUUUUAUGAACUGGCCAGAGAACUGCCCCUCCCCCACAGUGUCACCUCUAACCUGGAUAAAGCAUCGGUCAUGAGACUCGCACUCAGUUACCUGCGCCUGCGUAAACUACUGAACACAGAUGUACUGGACGUGGAGUCUGAAUUAGACUCUCAGUGGAACAGUUCAUAUCUCAAAGCUCUGGACGGGUUUCUCAUGGUUCUUUCUGCUGAUGGCGACAUCGUCUACCUGUCAGAGAGUGUCAGCAAGUGUCUGGGCCUUCCUCAGAUCGACCUUACUGGAUACAGUGUGUUUGAGUAUACUCAUCCAUGUGACCAUGAGGAGCUCAGAGAAAUGCUGGCACACAGGACUGGUCUGUCUAAGAAAGCGAAGGAGCAGCACACAAACAGAAGUUUUCUGUUGAGGAUGAAAUGUACACUGACAAGCAGAGGGCGCACUGUCAAUGUCAAAUCUGCCUCCUGGAAGGUGCUGCGCUGUUCGGGCCAUAUCCACACAACAGAUGGCAUCAAGAAGGGUGUGUGUCAGGAAAAAAAUGUGUGUUCAGCGUACCUGGUGCUCAUCUGUGAGUCUAUUCCCCACCCAGCGAACAUUGAGGCUCCUCUGGAUUCUAGAACAUUUCUCAGCCGCCACACUUUAGAUAUGCGCUUCACCUAUUGCGAUGAGAGGAUCACAGAGCUGUUGGGUUUUGAUCCAGUGGAUCUGUUGCACCAUUCUGUGUAUGAAUACUAUCACGCGCUGGAUUCUGACCACAUGACCAAAGCACACCACAACUUGUUUGUGAAGGGACAAGUAUGUACUGGACAGUACCGGCUGCUGGCUAAAGCAGGAGGGUUUGCUUGGGCAGAGACUCAAGCCACUGUGAUCUAUAACAGUAAAAACUCCCAGCCACAGUGUGUGGUCUGUGUUAACUACAUCCUCAGUGGCAUUGAACAGCCCAAACAAAUCCUGUCCCUUCAACAAACCAACAGCACAAAAAUAAAACAGGAACAGGAAGAACACCAUGAGGAGUCACUCGGGACUGAAGUGACUGUGGCAGAGUUGAAAGAGGAGGCAAAGGCAAAGGAUGAGAAGAAUGAAGAGUGUGUGAGAGAGGAGCUACACGACAGCCUGAAGGGGAAGCCAGAGGCACUGACUGUAGUAGACCCUGUCCUCACACUGGAUAUCACCAGCACAGACUCUGCAAUCUCUGUGUUGACAGAAAUUCCUCUCUACAAUGAUGUUAUGUUGCCCUCUUCAAGUGCCCUGCUACCCCUCUCACCCCUCUCUCCUCCCUACUCCUCCCUAAAUGAUGAUGAUGCCUCCACAGCCCAUCUACAACCUGACGACUUCCCCUUCCCACAAUCUUUGGCUCCUGAUUCUUCCAGAUCCCAGGUUGAUCUCCUUGUGGAUUCAGAAUUAAGUGACCAGUUAAAACCAGAUCAUGUGGAAAGACUAUUUUCCAUGGAUAUCGAGGCCAAAACACCCUUUAAUACACAGGGAGUGGGUUUGGAUCUGGAGAUGUUAGCUCCAUACAUUCCCAUGGAUGAUGAUUUCCAGCUGCGGACUGUUUCUCCAGCCGAGUCGAUGUGUUCCAGCCCAGGUUCAGUGCUUGAACUGACCCCCUCCAGCAGCACACAAACUGCCCCUGCUCUCCCAGCAGCCCCUCUAGACUUAGUGUCCUGUGACACCAUUCCACAGAACAUUAGAACCACAAAGCAGGGCAACAGCAGAGAAAUUAUUCAAGACAGUGAUAUUUCUUCUAAAUGUCAGACAAACCCAAAGCUACUCAAGAGGAAACUGGAGACCAUACCUUUGUCUGAAGCAAUAAGGCUGGGUUCUGUGCUGCAGGUGGUGAAUGAUUUUCCAGAGAAAAGGAUCAGAAAAUCAGAUGCUUCAUCAUCAGAAGGGCUUCCUCAUGCCACGAUACUGUUGCUGCCAUCUGAUGUUGCGAGUAGGUUAUUGAGCAGAUCAGAGGGUGGAGCCAUAAUGAUGCCCCUCCCCCAGCUUACCCGUUACGACUGUGAGGUAAAUGCACCUGUGACUGGGCAGCAGCACCUGCUACAGGGGGAGGAGCUAUUGUGUGCCUUGGACUUAGUUAUUUAAAAAAAAAAGGCCAUACUUGUGUUUUCCCAUGAUUAGGGAGAUAUCAGUGGCAUUAUGGAUGAACUUCCAUCACAAAGAAACAGUGGUGAGCAAUCAAAACAGCUGGGAUGCUUCUGCUUCUAAUGAGUAGAUGGUAAAUACAAGCUGGACAUAAAAAAGCAAAAACUAAUAAAUAAUAAUCAAUGGGGGAAAAACAGAAUUCGUAGAGCAGUUAUCAGCUGUGCUCUUACAGGUUAGAAAUACGCACAGAGAAGAUAAUAUAUAUUCUAUUCUAUAUAAGAUUGUAUUGUGUGACAACUGCAAAGAUUAUUCUUGCACAAAUGACAUGAAUUUACCUGCAGCUUUCAGAUAAUGUUAUUUUAUUAGCGCUGCUGUUUUUAUAAUUACUUUCAAGGUAUGUCUAAGUGUUUUCUUUGUUCCGGUCUCUAUGUCCCACAUGAAAACAUGGAUAUAAAUGUGUAAAUGUUGUGAAAUGUCUAAAGUGGCUGUUAUUUUAAUCCGUUCGAUAUAUUAUACAGCAUUUGAGAGUAGUCAGCAUUGGUAGAGCGAUCCACAUUACUACCUAAAACUACCUUAAUGUUGAAAGUAUUACUCACUGUUAUUAUUAUUGUUAGAGAUUUAUACUUAGUUAAAUCUCUAAAUAUAUCUAGGGCAUUGAUAAGUUAAAAUGUUCUCUAGUGUUCCCUAUGAGUUUCCCGUGUUACAUUAACAGUGGCAUAUAGGAGGCAUAAGACAUUGUACAAUGCCUAGUGUGUGAGCUUU
Messenger RNA from Sinocyclocheilus rhinocerous, 3115 nucleotides. RefSeq names its product hypoxia inducible factor 1 subunit alpha a (gene hif1aa). NCBI's taxonomy places the organism in Eukaryota, Metazoa, Chordata, Actinopteri, Cypriniformes, Cyprinidae. Gene Ontology annotation, molecular function: protein dimerization activity; DNA-binding transcription factor activity, RNA polymerase II-specific; RNA polymerase II transcription regulatory region sequence-specific DNA binding. Gene Ontology annotation, biological process: cellular response to hypoxia; regulation of transcription by RNA polymerase II. The coding region runs from base 173 to 2353 and encodes 726 amino acids. The transcript is spliced from 15 exons. The record is from RefSeq and is a predicted model, not a curated record.